AUGUUCCGUCGAGUUUCGCGCCGAAUGUACGACAUUCCGCUCAGCGGUACGCGCCCUGCCAACAGACUACCCUCACGCAAGCACCCACAUCCACGACAUUUCCGCUGCACUACGCGCCGUCUGGACUUCCACUUCGACACUCAUCACUUUGUGCAGCGGCUGGUACACGAAGGGCUCAACCGUGAGCAGGCGGAGGGCGUCGUGGACGCCAUGGCCGGGGUCAUCGAUGAGAGCAUACGGAACAUGACAAGCAACAUGGUGACCAAGGCCGACCAGGAGAAGCACCACUACACCCAACAGGUCGACUUCGCGCAGCUCAAGUCCGAGCUACAGCUGAUGGAGAAGAACGAGCUCGCAAUGAUCAAGGCAGAGAACGAUCGCCUUGUGACGGAUAUUGAGAAGCUGAAGCAACGCCUCCGCGAGGAGAUCACACGCACACAAGCUGGCGUUCGUCUUGACCUCAACCUCGAGAAGGGCAGGAUGCGGGAGGAGAACAGCAAACAGGAACUCAAGAUCAAGGAGGUGGACACCCGGAUAGAGCAGGAAAUUGCUGCGCUCCGGACUUCCAUACAGGCCUCAAAGGCUACGACCUUGCAGUAUCUUGUCGGCUUCGUCACUGGUUGCUCUGCGCUACUGAUGGCCUACCUGCGGUUCCGUGUCUGA
Sparassis crispa is the source of this 663-nucleotide messenger RNA. Its product is annotated as Protein FMP32, mitochondrial. The coding region runs from base 1 to 663 and encodes 220 amino acids. Gene Ontology annotation, cellular component: mitochondrion. Lineage: Eukaryota; Fungi; Basidiomycota; Agaricomycetes; Polyporales; Sparassidaceae. The transcript has 4 exons. The record is from RefSeq and is a predicted model, not a curated record.